CAGUUAAAAUCAGAUGGUUGAAAUUAAUGGUUAAAAUUAUUAUUUUUGAAAAAUGUCUCCGAAGAAGCAAAGAGCCAGAAAGUCUCCCAAAAAACAAAAAGCAAAAAAUCAGAAUAAAAUAGAAAAGUUUUUAGUUAAAUCGAAUGUUGAAAAUAAGGAAGUUAAUUCAAAUAAUGAUGAAGAAUUACAACUAAAAAUCAAAGAUUUGAAAAUCAAAAUCCGAGAACUAUUAAAAGAAAAGCGUGAAUUAGAGUGUUUGACGUUUCCAAAGCCGUACAAAUUAAAAGAUAUUCCUUUAAAUUAUGAUGGCGCGAAAUUUGCUGACACAUCAUAUGGAACGCAUACAGCAAAAUUUCGUCUAAAAUUUCACGAAUUUGUAGGAUGUGUCGUAUCAAAAGUUGAUGAGAAAAGAUUAGUAAUAAAAUUCCAUGUGUUUGAAGUAAAUAAAGUUCAUGUUUAUGGUAUUAAAUUAAAUUCUGAAGACAAUCAGGAAGCAGAAGGAGUGGAUUAUACAUUUUCGAAAUGUUUUGUGCCACCUAUGAUAAAAAUUAAAGAAUUACUUAAAAAAUAUCCAGUGUUGGAUGAUCCAAAACCUCUUAUUAGAGUUCUUGCAACUGCAUGCCAAGUUUUUCACGACAUACAAAUUCAGAUCGAUCAAUUUAAGGAAAAGUCAGAUCCAAAAUAUGUGACUAUUUUUAAUAGCUUAAAUAACAGAGUAAUAGAACUAAGCUUCCAAAUGGUACAACGAUCAACUGAAUCGGUGUUUCCUGUAUCUGUUGAACUACCAUAUGAUAUUUAUAAACCACGACCCAUACAGAUAUUUAUAAAUUCUAAAGAAAUGCCACGCAGUACUUUAAAAGAGUUUAAAAAACAUUGCAAAAAUUUUUAUCGAUUUUCAAUUUGGAACGCAUUUGAAAUAAUUACAAACAUGGGACUUAAACAACACGAAUCUGUUUUUUAUUUAUUACAAGGACAAUCUGAGCUGGCCGAACUCAACACGGAUAAGCCUACAAUAUUGAUAAAGAAGAAAGCUAAAGUAGUUGAACAAAUUUUACACGAUUUCACUUUUGAUACUGAUGAUGAAGAUGCGUCUGUUCAAAAGAAUAACUUGGAUUCCUCUUUAAAUAAAUCAAACGUUGAAAUUGGAAACAAAGUGGUGAAUCCUAAAAAGAAUGAAAGUGAAAGGAGCCCCGAGUCUAAAAGAUCGAGAGUUAAAAUAUCAUUUGAACAAUCAUUUACUAAUGCGGAAACCAGAUAUCAGGAAAAUUCAUCGAAAAUCCAAGUGAAAGAUAAAACUCUUGAAAGGGUUUAUUCAUGUUCAACUGUAUUUGAUUCUGAAAAGAGUCAGGAAUCGAAAAAAUCACUUCAUUUGAAAAAUAUUUCUGAAAGUGAAAGGAGUCCCGAGUCUAAAAGAUCGAAAGUUCAAAGAUCACUUGAACAAUCAUUUACUAAUGCGGAAACCAGCUAUGAGGAAAAUUCAUUGAAUCCAAAAAUCGAAACGAAAGAUAAAACUAGUGAAAGUGUUUGUUCAUGUUCAACUGUGUUGGAUUCUGAAAAGAGCCAAGAAUCGAAAAAAUCACUUCGAGUGCAAACGGGAGUCAAAAGAUCACUCGAAAAACAGUUUAAUGAUGAUUGUGAGUGCCGUUUCUUCUAGGAGAUGUUGGCAAUCAGGUUUUUUUUCCAAAAAUUUUAUUCAUGCAGAAACCAGUUUUAAGGAAAAUUCAUCGAAAAUAAAAACGAAAGAUAAAGCUCAUGAAAGUGUUUUUUCAUAUUCAACUGUGUUUGAUUCCGAAAAGAGUUAGGAUUAAGAUCACUCGAAAAAUAAUUUAAUGAUGAUGAUGAGUAUCGUGUAUUCUAGGAGAUUUUGGCUAUCACGUUUUUUCCAAAAUUCUAUGCCGUGUACUAAUGAUUUA
This is a messenger RNA of Chrysoperla carnea, 1913 nucleotides long. RefSeq lists its product as uncharacterized. Bases 53 to 1654 code for a protein of 533 amino acids. Lineage: Eukaryota; Metazoa; Arthropoda; Insecta; Neuroptera; Chrysopidae. The record is from RefSeq and is a predicted model, not a curated record. The transcript is spliced from 7 exons.